UCCCUCGUCGUCCCCGUCCACAAGCUCCAGCUUGCAGCACGACUUUCCUCUACUUCUCUUCCUUUCAUACAGACGGACCUAAGGGAUAAAUUUGGGGGUCCUAUCUACCGUCAGUCAUUAUGACUUCGUUGCCUCCCCCUCCGCCGCCGCAAUGGGUCGUGCGGAUGAACACCCCCAUGCCACGCCCAUCCAAAGAGGCUGCCAGCAUCCCUGAUCCUCCAGGCUUCUCCAGGAAAGCUACUGGCAAGAACCAACGUGCCCAACAAGCAGCCGCAGCCUCCACCCCAGCCAAACCUGUCGAGACCGAUACCCUGAAACUCAAGAAAGCAUGGGAAAUCGCCCUAGCGCCCUCGAAGCAAAUCCCCAUGAACGCGAUCAUGAUGUACAUGUCCGGAAACAGCCUACAGAUCUUCAGCAUCAUGAUGGUGUUCAUGCUGUUCAAGGGCCCCAUCCAGGGCCUGAUCAACACCAACACCGUGUUCGCCAAGUUCGAUACCGAAGGCACGCGCGCGAAACUGCUGGGCGUCAAGGCUAUUUACGUUGUGAUGCAGCUGGUGUUAUUGUGUUUGGGCAUCUGGAAGGUUAAUGCGAUGGGACUCUUGCCGACUACGAGAUCGGAUUGGCUGGCUUGGGAGUCGGAACGGCAACCGUUGGAGCGGGCUUACUUUGCUUUUGGUUGAUCGGCAUGAGCGUCCGAUGCGGUGUCAAUUGAGAGAGAUGCAGAAUGAAACUAUAACCACUAUAGAUGAAGUCAUCAUGCCAAUUGUACAAAAUAUUGCGUGGUUCGAGAUCAAGCCAGUGCUAAUGUUAUGUUUCGGUAGCGCAUAGGGGCCAAUCUGUGGCCCAUCAUGUUAUGUGCUGAUUCAGAUCCCAAAACUGCUAGU
This is a messenger RNA of Aspergillus ibericus CBS 121593, 884 nucleotides long. RefSeq names its product ER membrane protein complex subunit 4. The transcript is spliced from 3 exons. The record is from RefSeq and is a predicted model, not a curated record. The coding region runs from base 120 to 680 and encodes 186 amino acids. Gene Ontology annotation, cellular component: EMC complex. Gene Ontology annotation, biological process: protein folding in endoplasmic reticulum. Lineage: Eukaryota; Fungi; Ascomycota; Eurotiomycetes; Eurotiales; Aspergillaceae.